GAAGUCAUCAACACAAACACAGCACAGCACACACUGAUCCAUCAUAUCUAGUUAGGUACGAUGGCUGUUGUGAGGCAGCAGCAGGCCGUCGCCGUCGUGGUCGGGCUCGUGGUGGUGCUCAUGGCCACGGUAGCGGAGGGGUUCAUCUCUAGGAAGACUUGGCGAGCAGUCCGCCGGGCGAACCACGAGGGCCCGUUCGUGGGACUGGUGGUGCCCAACGCGUACGAGAUGGUGCCCGUGCUCAACUCCCCCGCCUUCAAGCCUAGCGCCACCAUCCCCAACCUGGACAUCCAAGGGCGUCGGUUUCGGUUUGGAAGCAUCGGAAACCAAAAGGUCGUAAUGGUCAUGACAGGGCUGAGCAUGCUUAAUGCCGGGCUGACGACGCAGCUGCUGCUGAGCUUGUUCGAGGUGAAAGGCAUCGUGCACUGGGGCAUCGCCGGCAACGCCAACGAGGACCUCCAGAUCGGCGACGUCACCAUUCCCGAGUACUGGGCCCAUCUGUCCCUCUGGAACUGGCAGCGGCACGGCGACGGUCCGGAGAAUGAGCUGCCCCUAGAGGCCGCCGGCGACUACACGAGGGAGUUCGGGUUCCUCAACUUCUCCGAUUACACCGUCGGGCAGGGAAACCCGGAGCUGGCGGCGAACACGCUGAACAGCAUCUGGUACCAGCCGGAGGAGAUCUUCCCUGUCUCCGGCACACCGGAGGAGCGCCAGCACGCGUUCUGGGUCCCCGUCAGCAAGCGCUACUAUGCCCUCGCCGAGAAGCUGGAGGGGCUCGAGCUGCCGGCGUGCGUGAACGCGACGACGUGCCUUCCCCGGGCGCCGAAGGUGACGCGGGUGCCCAGGGGGUGCAGCGCCAACGUGUACACUGACAACGCCAGCUACCGGCAGUUCAUUCGGUCCCAUUUCGGGUGCACCCCCGUGGAGAUGGAGAGCGCCGCCAUCGCGCUCGUGGCGCACCAGCUCGGCGUCCCCUUCCUCACCAUCCGCUCGCUUUCCGACCUGGCCGGCGGUGGCUCGUCGCUCAGCAACGAGGCCAGCACGUUCCUCACCAUCGCCGCACAGAACGCCGUGGACGUCAUGCUCAAGUUCGUGCCCCUCCUCGGCGGCGGCGAGCAGGCCGGUAUGGCCGAGGACAUGUGAGGCGGCAGCCAUGCCUUGUUGCACGAGCGUGUUUGAUGCGGUGUUUACGCGUGCGCGCGCCUUUGCUCACUUUGGUUGGGUGGCACAUGUGUCAACCAGCAGUUGGUCUGCGCGCAUGCCCAACUUGUCCCGUUGUUGAUCGAGUUUGAGACAAGGAAUAAGACUCGUGCUAAGCUUGUCC
This is a messenger RNA of Phragmites australis (common reed), 1324 nucleotides long. RefSeq names its product bark storage protein A-like. Gene Ontology annotation, molecular function: catalytic activity. The record is from RefSeq and is a predicted model, not a curated record. The coding region runs from base 61 to 1143 and encodes 360 amino acids. NCBI's taxonomy places the organism in Eukaryota, Viridiplantae, Streptophyta, Magnoliopsida, Poales, Poaceae. The transcript has 4 exons. Gene Ontology annotation, biological process: nucleoside metabolic process.